CAGUGCUGUCACGUUAUUUUUUUUUUUGAAAACUCAUUGAGAUUUUUUGCUUAAAACGUACACAUAUUUUUAAAUUAUAUUGUUGAUUAUAUGAGUCACUGGGUUGGUGACAAGCGAAAUGUAAUUGAAAUAUACAUUUAGUUGCGUCAUUUGCACCAAUGUAAAGAUAAUGAAAUGAUCGAGUGGAAGAUGUUGUAUUCGUAACGGUGAUGUGAAAUAGAUUCAAAUAAUAUAAUUAACUAGCUGUGCUUGUGACUUUGUCCGUGUGGAAUAGCUAUUUUGGGCAUCAUUGAAGCCCUCAAGGAUGAUUUUCCCCCGUUGUUUACAUUUUUCAUUAUUUCUUCGCUCCUAAUAGUUGCAGCGUGAUGUGAUGUAGCCUAAAGCCUUCUCCGAUAAAUGGUCUGUUCAACGCAAAAAGAAUUUGUCAAUUCGAACCUGCGCUUUCUGAGAUUAGCGCGUUCAAACAAACAAACUCUUCAAGCUUUAUAAUAUUAGUACGUACAUACAUAAAAUCACGCCUCUUUCCCGGAGGGGUAGGCAGAGGCUACCUCUUUCCAAUAUUAGUAUACAUUAAUUACGAAGUUUAACCUACCUACCUAAUAUGAAGCUCUCCGAAGAUCAAACAUUGCAAUUUGUCAAACUAUACAAACGCCACGAGUGUUUAUACGACACGUCUCACCCGCACUACAAGUUCAGACAUGCCAGGGAGGCGGCCAUGCGGGAAAUGAUACAGGAAUUCGGCAUCCCCGGCAUAAGAGUGGACGACGUGAAGAAGAAGAUAAAGAGUCUGCGGUCGACGUAUUUCCUGGAAAUGGAGAAGAUACAGAAGUAUAAGAAUAUGGGAACGAAUUAUAAAUCCAAGUUGAAAUGGUAUAAUGAAAUGAGCACGGUUCUGGAGAAGCAUUCGAGGAGGUCAACUGGAGUUCAUGAAGACACCUCCGCGUUGGAAUAUGAUAUUGAAAUAGAUCCUUCCACAUCGGAGGACAUGACCGAUAUGGAUCCUCUGAACACAUUAAAAGACACACAAAUAAAAGAAGAAAGAGCAGAGCAAAUCCGUAUUCCCAAGAAAACGAACGUAGCAACCCUGUUGCGCGAUUUGAAAAAAGAAUUGCGAAAUUCAAACGACGUUCGAAAUAUGAACAAUGAAUUCGAUAUCUAUGGCAGAUAUGUAGCGGCCAGUUUGAAGAAACUGUCUUGCCAGCAAGCGAUAUACGCUCAGAAUCAAAUAAAUAAUAUACUGACUACGGCAAAAAUGCAGGAUUUGUUGUGUACGCAAACAAUGAAGUCGGUUUCCGAGAGCGGUGACAACGUAGAGGAAUACCUUGACACUGACUAAGUGUAAAAAACACUUAACUGAAAACGGCAUCGAAAUCGGUUCAGCGAAACGCGAGAUAAUCGCGGAUAAAUA
Amyelois transitella is the source of this 1408-nucleotide messenger RNA. RefSeq lists its product as uncharacterized. The record is from RefSeq and is a predicted model, not a curated record. NCBI's taxonomy places the organism in Eukaryota, Metazoa, Arthropoda, Insecta, Lepidoptera, Pyralidae. The transcript has 2 exons. Bases 602 to 1336 code for a protein of 244 amino acids.